AUGUUGUGGUAUUCUCUUGCAUUGGAUGAGUCAGUUGACAUUUCGGGAACAUCGCAACUUCUUAUUUUUAUUCGUGGAGUUGAUGAGAAUAUUUCCAUAACUGAAGAACUGGCAUCUGUUUGUUCUAUUCAUGGAACAACCACUGGAAAAGAUAUUUUUGAUGAAUUGGAACAAACUAUAAGUGACUAUAACCUUGAAUGGGAGAAACUGAGUUGUGUUACGAUUGACGGGGCAAAGAAUAUGGCUGGUUCUAAAAAGGGUCUAGUUGGGCAAAUAACUAAUAAAUUGGAGGAAUUACAUAUUUCAAACACUUUGUUCAUUCAUUGCAUCCUUCAUCAGCACGCACUAUGUGCGAAGGCUCUUAAUAUUUCAUGUGUGUUGAAUCCAGUUAUUCGCAUAAUAAACUUUGUUCGAGGGAGCUCACUUAAUCACCGUCAGUUUAAAGUUUUACUUGACGAUUUUGGAUCUGAAUAUUUUGACUUACCAUAUUACACUGCAGUUAGAUGGCUUAGCUGUGGUAAUGUAUUAAAUAGAUUUUAUAAACUCCGAAGUGAGAUUGAUAUUUUUCUAACCAGUAAAAAUAACUAUUAUCCCGAAUUAUCAGAUCUUGCUUGGCUAUCAAAAUUAUCAUUUUUGGUUGAUGUUACAACUCACAUGAAUGAGCUAAAUCUGAAAUUACAAGGAAAGGAAAACUUAAUUUGUGAUUUCUACAGGAUAAUUAAAGCAUUUCGACAAAAAUUGAUGUUAUUCGAGUCACAACUUGGAGUACGUCAGUUUUCACACUUUUCUUGUUUUAAAAGUUUUUGUGAGGCAAACUGUAAUGAGAUCGACAUUACUUUCCAAAUUGGAAUUAUCAAAGAAUUAAAACAUCAUUUUUUACAUAAGUUUUCUGAACUUGACAAAAUUGAAAGCGAUAUAAUUUUGUUCGAAAAUCCAUUUUCUUGUAAUGUUGAAAAUGUUCAACAUGAAUUACAAUUAGAAGUUAUUGACUUACAAUCAAAUGAACAGCUCAAAGAUUGUCACAGACGGACCAAACUCGCUGAGUUCUACGAAUAUCUCAAGGAUGAUGAGUUUCCGAGACUAAAGAAUUUUGCGAUAAAGAUGAUUUCUAUAUUUGGCACAACUUACCAAUAUUUAGCUUCUGAUCAAUAUUUGUGCGAUUUUUUGUGGAAUUCUGGUUCAAGAUUUGGCAAUUUUUAUUGGAAUGCUUCCCGAUUGCCCACUGAUUCUGCCGUUUGUUGA
This is a messenger RNA of Octopus sinensis (East Asian common octopus), 1242 nucleotides long. Its product is annotated as general transcription factor II-I repeat domain-containing protein 2A-like. The transcript has 2 exons. The record is from RefSeq and is a predicted model, not a curated record. The coding region runs from base 1 to 1242 and encodes 413 amino acids. Lineage: Eukaryota; Metazoa; Mollusca; Cephalopoda; Octopoda; Octopodidae.